This is a messenger RNA of Laccaria bicolor S238N-H82, 1047 nucleotides long. RefSeq lists its product as uncharacterized. The transcript has a single exon. The record is from RefSeq and is a predicted model, not a curated record. NCBI's taxonomy places the organism in Eukaryota, Fungi, Basidiomycota, Agaricomycetes, Agaricales, Hydnangiaceae. The annotation marks the transcript as partial. Gene Ontology annotation, biological process: heme biosynthetic process. Gene Ontology annotation, molecular function: protoheme IX farnesyltransferase activity. Gene Ontology annotation, cellular component: mitochondrial membrane; mitochondrion.
CCUUCAAAAUCUUACCCUCCUAUUAGGGGUCCCCUCGAAGCCCAAGUUCCACCGCCUCUCUCCGCCUUUAAGAACGUUGAGGUACUCACUCCUCGCCGUCUCCUUAAAGUUUACGCCCAGCUAUCAAAAUCCAGGCUUACAUUCCUUGUAGUUCUCACUGCAAUGUCUGGUGUAGCACUCUCCCCACUUCCAACGACCAUCCCUAUUUUACUCUCAACAGCGGUCGGCACCGCUCUCUGUUCCGCCUCUGCGAACACUCUCAAUCAAAUACAGGAAGUUCCGUUUGACGCUCAAAUGGCAAGAACCCGCUCCCGUCCUCUUGUCCGGAGAGCCAUAUCUCCCCUUCAUGCUGCAGGGUUUGCCCUUGUCACCGGGAUUGCAGGACCAGGCCUUCUCUGGACCAUGGUGAACCCCACUGUCGCUGCCUUGGGAGCAGCCAACAUUGUUUUAUAUGCAGGUCUCUAUACCUGGAUGAAACGGAGGAGCAUUUACAACACCUGGGUUGGUUCCGUCGUUGGAGCUCUGCCCCCGUUGAUGGGGUGGACGGCAUGCGGGGGAAAGCUCCUCCCAAGCGCUACAUACCCCAUAGAAUAUUUCCUUCCCCCCAUCUUGUCCUCCACUCCAGAUCUUCCUGUCAACGUCGCGUUGGUUGACAAUCCUCUUGCCCCUCUCGCCUUGUCCAUAUUGCUAUUUAGCUGGCAGUUUCCUCAUUUUAAUGCAUUAUCAUACAUGGUCCGUGAAUCGUAUGCUCAAGCUGGAUACCACAUGCUUUCUGUUCUUUCACCAGCCAAAAAUGCCCUUGUCUCACUCCGCCACACCCUGCUCUUGACCGCUACUUGUUCUGUUCUCAUUCCCUUGUCAGGCCUGACGACGUGGACAUUUGCUCUGGUCAGUUUCAUUCCAAACGCGAUUUGUGUCAGAGCUGCUUGGAGAUUCUGGCGUCGAGGGGGUGAAAAAGAGGCCAAAGUAGUAUGGCACCAUAGUCUGUGGUAUCUUCCCGUCAUGCUGGGUCUCAUGAUGCUACACAAGCAGGGUAUGGACUGGCUC